CAGUGGAAACAUGUCGGGAAGGAGAGAGCCCAGCGGAGGAGCUGCGUUCAUGAAAUACACACCUGAGACAUAAACUGAAUCAGUCAGGACGGAUGCUGGCAUUGUAUGCGAGUUAGCAACUGCAAGGGCCACGUUACUGUUUCACGGAAGCGGGCCAGUCGGAGUCGAAUGGACGGAUAAAGAGACGGCCGGGGCUCGAUAGGAAGAAGUAGCCUUGCAGACAGGCGGCCGGGGACGGGUAGAGAGUGGGGACAGCGUGUGUGUGCUCAAAACAGGACUGAGUUGCUCCUUGCUAGGGGAUGUUAUCCGUACUGUCUUAUGGUAGACUGGUAGCCAGGGCUGUCCUGGGCGGACUCUCUCAGACCGACGGUCGAGACUACAGCCUGAUUAGCGCCAGUUAUGGCUUCGGCAAAGACUUUCGCAAGGGUAUCCUGAAGAAAGGGAUGUGCUAUGGCGAUGAUGCGUGCUUCAUCGCGCGGCACAGGACCGCCGAUGUUUUAGGUGUUGCAGACGGCGUAGGUGGUUGGCGUGACUAUGGCGUUGACCCAUCUCAGUUCUCUGCCACCUUAAUGAGAACCUGUGAGCGACUGGUGAAGGAGGGACGCUUCACUCCCAGUAAUCCAGUGGGUAUCUUGACCUCUGGCUAUUAUGAGCUUCUACAGAACAAAGUCCCCCUGCUAGGGAGCAGCACAGCCUGUAUUGUGGUUCUGGAUCGACGGAGUCACCGGCUACACACGUGCAACCUCGGUGACUCGGGUUUCCUGGUGGUUCGGGGAGGAGAGGUGGUUCAUCGCUCAGACGAGCAACAGCACUAUUUUAACACACCCUUCCAGCUGUCCAUCGCUCCUCCAGGAGCAGAAGGGGUGGUCCUUAGUGACAGUCCUGAAGCAGCUGACAGCUCCUCCUUUGAUGUGCAGCUCGGUGACAUCAUCCUUACAGCGAGCGACGGCCUCUUUGACAACAUGCCAGACUACAUGAUUCUUCAGGAGCUCAAAAAACUCAAGACUACCAACUAUGACAGCAUCCUGCAGACUGCACAGAGUAUUGCAAAGCAAGCUCACGACCUUGCCUAUGACCCAAACUAUAUGUCCCCUUUUGCACAGUUUGCCUGUGACAACGGCCUGAAUGUAAGAGGUGGGAAGCCAGAUGAUAUCACGGUGCUGCUGUCCAUUGUGGCUGAAUAUACAGACUGAAAGUGUGUGUGUGUGUGACAGUGCAUGUGUGCUUCUCUGGGGCUGGUCCUUCCUUCCAGUCUGCCUGAGUCUUCCACCUGCAGCCCUCCCGGAAAUGCACCACAUCCUGUGGGCUGACAGGGGAGGCCCACCGACACAAUGCAUACUCCUUGCUGCGGGACUGACAUCCACCCGUGUACAUUUGGUUUUCUUCCUCUGUUUUGUUUUGGUGCUUGAACGGUCGAGGGGGAAGUAGGCAGCUAGGACCUUUCCAUGUUGAUCAUGAUGCAGGAAGAGUGGAGAAGAUGAGUACGACGGGCUGAGGGGUGCCUUUCAGUCUCCCAUGUCUCAUUGCAUGGCAUCAAACACAUAAGGUGAUGUGACUAAGAGACAGUGCAGGACAGUUUGUCUUGGCUGAGGGCCUUAAAAUCUAGUAGCCCUCGUGUAUAAAAAAAUGAUAAUAUAAAAGGAGUAAGCCAUGGUUUUGGAUUCUUGGACUCUUCUUGGAGUAGUCAUAGAGUCGACUAAUGAACCCAGCUGUCUGUUGUUCCAGUUGUUAAUCUGUUCCUUCUUGUAAAUGUGUUUGAACAAAGCAUAUAGAUGGACUGAGGAAGGAUGUUGGGAGUGGAUGGGUGUUCUUAGAGAGUGAGAUUUAGGAGUUGGGUUUCAGUGUCUUGGGUUUGGGAAUGUGAACGAUGGAAAGCUAACUAGUAGUUGCUCAGAUCAAAGAAACUUGUAAAGGGAAAAAUUAACGCUUGUUGGAGCUUACAUGUGAAGGGUUUCGUCACUUGGCUGGGUGAUCUGUCGGUGCACACAUCCUGAUGAGUUGUAAAUAUUUUUGUGUUUUUAGGGCUACAUUCUGGCCUUCUGUUGUCUUUGCUUUGGUCAUUAAAGCAAACUGCUAUAUUGUUACUAUUGUGUGAAAGAUGUACACAUGCAUUCAUAAAUAUAUUUUCUUGUGUAGGUGUUAAUCUUGAAGUGAGCUUUAUCAAUCCCACACUUCCACCCGCUGAAAUGAACAAGAAGAUAUGUGCUGAGAUUGAUCACUGCAGCUGUUGUUUGUUAGGAAGUAUGUUAAACGUGUGUGUGAGAAGUUAUUGGAAUGUUUGUGGUGUAUUUAAUGUUUAUAUUUGUUAUCUCACAAAGCUAAAGCUAGCAUCUGGGAAUGCUUACAAUUGCAAUGAUAGGUCAGGCAUGAAUUUAAAAGAAAAAAAAUGUAUUUUUUUAACAUUAUUUAGUUUUAAAGUAAGAGUUUGAAGUGUAUGCUGACAUGAAAUAUGCGUGAUGGGUGACAGAAAGAUCCAGCCAUCUUAACAAGAAUCAGGUGUGUGUGUGUGUGUGUGUGUGAGAGAGAGAGAAAUUUGUUUUUAUUUCUCAGUUCCUUAUUUCCCUUAACUUGUGUUUGCUGCUUCUCGUUUUUAAUUCAGAUGUCUGUAUAAGACUUGACAUGAUUUAUAUGAACAUGGUCACCAUGAUUGUAAUGAGUGCGUCUAAAUGUGUGGGCUGCAUCGAAUGACAUUAAUCAAAGACAUUGAUAACACUGUUAUGCUCAUGGUAGUCUGUCCCUUUUAUCUAACAGCUCACCCACGUGGUUUGGACAAUGUCUUUACAGUUUAAAAGCAGGUGCACCAAAGACACGUUUUCUUUGUGUAUGUAAUUACGCUUUGUUGUUACAAACAUCAUACAGCAAUACUGUAAAUUCUUUGUGCUCUGAAUCUUGUUUGAUGGCCAUGGUAGAAAUGUUCAGAGGGACAUUAAAAUGUCUUUUCUAUGCCUACGGUUGUUUUUUCAGAACAAAAGUUGUAUCAUAUGCUUGGAUUUAAGUUAUAUGUGACUGGUUGCAACAAAGUAUAAGACAGGUUUAUGAAACCAAAGAAGGAAAGCCAUAUGUAAACACAUGAUUAGGGCACAGCUCUAUAGGCCCUGCUGUAAAGAUGACAUGAUGUUUCUUCCUCACACUCAUGAUGGAGACAAUUAUUUGAAUGCUAUCUUAUUGUCUGCACUGUUCUUUUGCAUGGUUUCUGUCCCAGCUAUUGGCACCAUUUUACAAAGUUAAUUUCAUACAGUUUUAGUCUCUUGUCAUUAGGAUGGUUUAUGUAUGGCGUUAAAGGGUCUGAACUUGUAUUUACUUCACAGAUAGCCCUACAUUUGACAGAAAGCUGCAGGUGGACGGGUGGUGAGAUAGGUAAUGGUGCUGUGAACUUAAAAGUAUGAGGGUGAGCACAGUUUCAGCCUUAACAAAUAGCUAGACCUGUAAUCCAGAGGCCUUUCCUGUCAUUGCAAGCUUGUCUCGUCUCGGUCAUGUUGCCCGGUGUUUGAUGUAAAUGAAGUGUGCGCGUCUUUUUCUCUCCUGUAAAGCUGUUCUCAAAGGUGCUUCUGCAGUCUGUAUGGUAUGAUUGUCCUCUUUUCAGCAAGCAAUGUUCGUGUGUAUGAAAGAUACACUUAUCUAUCUACAGUGUAACAAUGCAGGUCUAAUUUAUGUAAAUAUGUUUUAAAACAUGUACAAUAUUUAAAUAAAGAAUCUAGUAUUUAUACUAAAUUUCCUUGAGUAUUGUCAAUGAUGUCAUUCCAUGUUUGGGGUUCAUUUCAGAAACGGAUGUCCAUGUUCACAGAAGACACAUCCAAUCAUGC
Molecule: messenger RNA, 3803 nt
Organism: Chelmon rostratus (copperband butterflyfish)
Lineage: Eukaryota; Metazoa; Chordata; Actinopteri; Chaetodontiformes; Chaetodontidae
Product: protein phosphatase PTC7 homolog
Exons: 6
Coding region: 300-1193 (297 amino acids)
Source: RefSeq, a predicted model, not a curated record